UAAUUCACGAGUCCGACGCUGCCGGUCGGAGCGCCGGCCCCCGUCUCCACUAUAAAUUGCCCUAAUUCUUCAUCCGUUGCUGUGCACGCGCGAACGGGGGCGCACGCCGGCGAGCCGAGCCGUUCGGUGGCUGAUAUUUUUUUGGGGAGGGAAGUUUCGACCGUGUGCCUUCGCCGCCGCGGCGCGCGGACACUUCACGCGCCGAGGCGCACGGAGCCCCCGCCGGAGCGCGGAGCGCGACGCGUCGCCGCGCGGGCGUUCCGCGAGCGCAGAGGCUGGAGCGAUUCGGAAGACGUGGAAGACGCAAGCGGCUCUUUCAUCCCGUCAGCUUUGAGGAGGAGGCGACGAGGGACCAGGGGUGUCCCCCCGUUCGUGUGUAACUCCGCGUGUGCGCGCGUGUGUCUGUGUGUGUUUGGGACAAGAGAGAGGAGAGGGAGAGAGAGAGAGAGCGAUACAAGGGUAAAACAGACCGGCGGCGCGGCGCAGAAGACAGCCACUUUUGGACACGUUUUGGAGACAGAAGCGGCCCGACUGAAACGAGUGAGCGCGGAAAAAUGAUAUAAACACAACUUACUUUGCAUCACCUCACCUGUCCGGCAAUUGUAUCGUGUUGUGAGUGAUAUUUCGGGGAGGUUUUGAGCGCCCAUCAGUCCGCCGGACAAGUUUGGCCGCUGAAAGACGCGCCGCGGGACUUUGACGAAGACGUCUCCCUGACUCCUCGCUGCCGGACAUGGACACAUCACAGAGCAAACGUCGGUAGACGGAGGGCUCGGAGCCGCUGUCCUCUUUUGCUGCAGAGUGGACCCACUUUUCAAAGCGCGACUUUUUUUCUGUCUGGGCCUAAGGCCGACUUGUUUAAAGGUCCUUUUUUGCUUCCGGCAACAGCGAAGAGACCAAGUCUUCCUCCCUCGGCCCUCACUCCCUCUCUCACUUUUUUGAAAGCUGAACUUUAAAAGGAAAAUGGGGCAUUGAGAGGGUUGGCAGAUCUCCCCACGCUAUAAUGGCUACUGACACCUACCUGGUGAACGACGAUCCUGCUAGAGGCCCGGGGAUGCCUGAAUGUUUCCUCGUCUCCGAUACAUACAGGGAUGAAUUCCACCCCUUCAUCGAGGCCCUGCUGCCCCAUGUCCGCGCGUUUGCCUACACCUGGUUCAAUCUGCAGGCCCGCAAGCGCAAAUACUUCAAGAAGCACGAGAAGCGCAUGUCCAAGGAGGAAGAGCGCGCAGUGAAGGAUGAGCUGCUCGGGGAGAAGCCAGAGAUCAAGCAAAAGUGGGCCUCACGCCUGCUGGCCAAGCUCCGCAAGGACAUCAGGCCAGAGUUCCGUGAGGACUUUGUGCUCACCAUCACGGGGAAAAAACCCCCCUGCUGCGUGCUUUCCAACCCUGACCAGAAGGGCAAGAUCCGUCGCAUCGACUGCCUGCGCCAGGCCGACAAGGUGUGGCGACUCGACCUGGUGAUGGUCAUCUUGUUCAAGGGCAGCCCCCUGGAGAGCACAGACGGGGAACGGCUGGUGAAGUCACCACAGUGCACCAACCCUGGACUGUGUGUCCAGCCCCACCACAUCGGAGUGUCCGUGAAGGAGCUGGACCUCUACCUGGCUUACUUCGUCCAUACGCCAGAAUCCGGACAAUCAGACAGCUCCAGCCAACAGGGAGACACAGACAUCAAACCACCGCCCAAUGGGCACCUGAGUUUCCAGGACUGCUUCGUCACCUCAGGGGUGUGGAACGUGACAGAGCUGGUCAGGGUCUCACAGACUCCUGUAGCCACAGCAUCAGGUCCUAACUUCUCACUGGCUGACCUGGACAGCAGCCCCAGCUACUACAACAUCAACCAGGUGGCUCUGGGGCGACGCACCCUCACCUCCCCUCCUUCUACCAGGUCUGAGGUGGAGUUGUACGCAAACCUUCCACGGAGCUCCACCAAGAGGAAGUCAAUAGAUGACAGUGAGAUGGAGAGCCCCACAGAUGAUGUUUUCUACCCUGGACGCUCACCUGCUGCCAGCUCCUCCCAGUCCAGUGCGUGGCCCAAUGACAUGGAUGCAGUGCAGCACCAUUUGGCGAGUGUGCAGGAGAGGAAGAUAAAACAUGAAAACGAUGGCGUGCAGUUUCCUUACCAUGGACUGUCCUCGCCUGGUUCACUUAAGAAGCCGGGGAAGUUUGAUUUCAACACCCUGGCUUGCCAGACGAGGUCCCCCCGCAUGGCGUUCACACACCACCCGCUGCCUGUGCUGGCAGGAGUGAGACCAGGGAGCCCCCGUGCCUCAGCUUCAGCCCUGCACUUCCCCUCCUCCUCUAUCAUCCAGCAGUCCAGCCCGUACUUCACCCACCCCACCAUACGCUAUCACCACCACCAGGACCCGCUUAAGGAGUUCGUGCAGUUUGUGUGCACCGAUGGCACAGGGCAGCCCAGCGCACAGCCUAAUGGAGGCGGCCAGAGCAAAAUGCCGGGCUCCUUCCUGCUGCCCCCGCCACCCCCGGUGGCGCGCCCUGUGCCCCUCCCCAUGCCCGACUCUAAAACCAUCAGCACGCCCACUGACGGCGGACUCAGCUCACCCGCAUCUCCGUCAUACUCCACGCCAGGCUCCACAGCUCCCAACCGGUUUGUCGGCAUCGGAACACGGGACAACUUUCUGAAUAUCCCCCAGCAGACACAGUCCUGGUUCCUCUGACAAGGCCUCUCUGAAUCAACAGCUAAACUUGUGUCAUGAAAAUUGGAAAUUUAAAAAAAACAAACACAUCAUCGCUGAAUAAGAACAGACUGCAGACACUAAAAGGUCUCUCGCCAACACUAUUCCAAGUACUACUACAGAACCCGAAAACCCCCACUCUUCAAGAGGACUCCCAAUCCAACACAAUUUGAACAGGAAUGUUCGUCCCUCUUUAUGCAGGAAGCUUCAAUGAGAUUGAGUGGACAGACUCAGAAUGCAUGGAGGAGGGAUAGCAAGAUGAGGAACUGUCUCACACACACACCACAAAAUGUCAGAAAGGAAACACAAUGUGGUAACCUGACAAAUGACCAAUUCUACAUUUGUUGUUUUUUUUUUAUGUUUUAUUUUUUCUUUCUUUUUGUUGUCUCCACAAUGAAACACCAUGCAUUGGCUUGGAGAUCAAUAAAAGCAAAAGGUAGUGGUAAAUGGUGAAGUCAGAUGUGCAAGAUGAAAUCCUUGCCACCCAAAGUGCUCACAUUUACAUUUGUGUGUGGGACCGGGCACCUCUCCUCCAGGCGCGUGGUCCCACCCACACCCCAUCCCGACCCGGAGCUCAGAGCUUCUCGGGGCCCAGAUCAGAACCACAGCCACACGCCUGUCAGCUGCCACCCUCCGCCACUCAAUUCGCUCAGCCCUGAGCCUCUCUCAAUCCUGAUUGGCCAAUCAUGGUGACACCAUCCAAUGGUGUGACAUAUAUGCACUAAGUGGCUGGUCUUUGUUUACCUGUCAAAGUAUCAAGAUGUCCUGCUGUGGGAGAUGUGAAAGCCAUGAGGCAAGUGCAAGCAAGUGAACACACAACAGUCAGACAUAACACUAACUUUACAUGUGCUCUUUCGUCCCCUCACCUAUGCACUAUUAAUUUUUAAUAAGGGAUGGACAGCAUUGCACAUCGCUGGUGAGAUGAGUGAUUAGAGACGUGUGCAGAGGCUGGCGGCCAUUGCAGGGAUGUGGCUGUGCUAACUCACAACACAGGGCACAAACAUGCACAUAAACGCACGCACACAAGUGAUCACAUGCAGUAUACACUCACAGAACCCCCCCCCAAAUAGUCAGUCACGACCAUUCCCGGUAUCAUCCUGCUAGUACACUUGCUGGAAUUUCCUUUGCAGUAAUGCACACACAGCAUCCACUUCAUAUUAUUAGUUUUCAUUUAGUUUGUAGACGGGUUUUUAUUUGCCAGGUUUAGGUUUGGUUUUGUCUCCCUUGGAUUGUUUUAACCUACUCUUGCAUGUCACACCGUUCUUCUUUAGUUUGCAGUAAGACGUUGAGUAUCACGCUCGGAUUCCAGUGGAACAGUAACAGCAGCUUCUCAAAUCUCUCCCGUAUGGACAGCACAGUAACCAGAGCUCAUCACACGCAUCCCUUGCAUUGCUUCACCCCGUAUCCCUUAGUCGAGCACCAGGAAAACCCAGAGGACUACACACACAACGCAUACAACAUAAGAUGCACAUUAGCGACGCCAACACCAUCAACCUAUAAAUGUAUAAAGGGAAGCCUUGAUAUGUGGUUCUCCAAACUGCCUUUGUUAAUGGUUUUUCAUUCACUUAAGAUUUGUCUUUAAUUUGAGAUUUUUUCCUAUGUAAAUGUUCACAUUGAAAUUACUCUUUGUAAUAUUCUCAUGAUGACACAAUCCAACAAAAGCCGACCUCACAAAAUAACUGGACUGCCUAGCUGUUGGUUCCAUUUUGCAGGGAUAGUAAACAGGGCUGAGACCCUGCUCUCAGCCUCUCUAGUAACAUUAGGUCUAUGUACUAAACACCAUAUAUCAAGACAAUAUAUGAAAGUGCCUCUGUAUUCCCUUCAUGCAAUUAGUAAUAAACUUGACUUCAGGUUCUCCUCCCACAUAUAAGCUAAGGCUACAGAGAGUGGUAGCGCUGGUGAUGUGGAAACCAUUGGCCUAGAACAGAUCUUUAUAGAGGACUGCAAACCUUUUUUUGUAAAGACAGAGAGAGAGAUCUUAUACAUAUAUAUUUAUGAUAUAUGCUCCUUUUUAACUUUUACUACAUGAGCUUGUUGGCAGUCUAGUUAUUUUCUGAACUCUCACCUUACCCCAUGACUUGUUUCAGUAAAAUCACCUUGCUGUUACUAGUACGAAUAAAACGACACACGCCAUCUGCAGCGCAGCAGUAUAAUACCUAGAUGAACAUGUUAAAAAUCGACAGUAGGUUUGAAGAAAAAAGUGUUUGUUUUUUGAUGGAAAGUAUUAUUAUUGAAAAAUAUGUGUCGAUUGAGCCACGUGCAAUGCAUUGGGUAGAUCAUUGUGUUUGUCUGUUAGAGAUUUUUAAGAAAGCUAAGAGAAAAGAGAAAAAAAAUGUAUUUGUUUCAAGUCCGUAAGCUCCAGGACUCUAAACUAGAGGGCCAUGAAAAAUCCUAGUCUUUGUAAGUUGGGGGUAUUUGUUUUUAUUUCCUUUUUGUCUCUUUUUUUAAUGUUUUAUGUGUAAUCAUUUGUUUAUAAAAAUGUGGGAGGGCUGAAGGAAAAAAAAUUACACAGCUUCAGAAAAAAAUUCUCUAUCAGAUGAAACUGGUGCUUUAACACUAUAAAGUACAUUCACAACUAUUAUAAAUGGAUGGUAAUGAACAAAAAUAAGACCAUUUAGGAAACAGCAUUAGUCCUCUCUCUAUUUGUAUUCUUGUAUAUGUAUCGAGUGGGGGGAGAGGUUCCUAUUCCUUAAGGUUGUGACACAAAAGGCAUUUUGGUUCAACCUUUAGAAAACAAACAAGCCCGAGAAACGUCCGACACCUUUUCCCAUGCACUGCCUGAAACUCACCAGCAAAAUGAAACCAACAUCCCAAUUCAGUGUCUAUUAGCAUAAAAACAUGACAAGUUCCUCUCUGCGCUGGGGGAGAAGCCUCGCAUUCAUAAAUAUUCUUAUUCCAAUCAUCUAAAGGUGUUUCUGAGUUUAGAGCAGGACACGGGUUGUGUUGACUCAGACCUUCCGUCUCCUGCACUGAUAACAGAAACGGCGACAAAAGGUUUAGGAACCAGGCAGCAAGUUGAGCCUCUCCCCUGUUCCACCCCUUUCUCUGUAAAUGACUCUUAUAGUGCUUGUGCUGUAGUGUAUAGUUCCCAGCAGUUAAAGGUUGUCCCCUAAAAGUGCCUUUUGUUCACAGACUCCAUUUUGUAAUCCAGAUCGCCUUUUUUUUGUUUUGUUUUUUUCCCAAAAUGGCUGCAGGUAGCAGGUUGCCCCUGAGCGCCCGAAGGAGACAAAGGUCGUCAUCCCAAGGGCUCUGAGGAACAACGUUCUGCCUUUGGCUUCGAAUUGUACCUCCCCUAUAUCCUAUAUCCUCUUUUCCUUUUCAUAUGUGUGUAUAUACAGUAUAUGUGUAUAUAUACAUAUAUAAAAAGGAUACUGGUGUGAAUUAGUUAUUUACUUUUUAUUGAUAAAUGAUGAGAAGUUUUUUUUGAAAGGCAAAAAUCUUGUUCAGCUCUUGCUUUCUUUUUUCUUCCCCUCUGUCUCCGCUGCCUGUUUUCUAUGGGACACUGGAGUAGUCUGUAACUGUGCGUCCCUUUCUCUCUCUCUCUUUUUCCCCCUCUCUCUCUCUCCCUCUCUCUCUCUUUCUCUCCUUCGCCCUCUCUGCUAGCGGGAGGUUGGAAAAAAAAAAAUAUUGCCGAAAAACUUUUGUCUUGAGCAGAAUGCAGUUAGCUCACGUUAUUCUUGUCUGUAUGCUUCAUGUUGUAUUACCAUACCCAUCUUCUUCAGCUUCUCCAUUCAACAGCUAAUGUAAGUGAACAAAUUACGCUGACGGGCUUUUUGGGGGUGUCCUUGGGUGGGUUAGGAAGGGAUGACAGGGCUUCAAGGGACUGGGUUGAAGAGGUUCACAGAGGAUGUAUGGGGUCAAGAGGGCUGGAUGAACUGCUUUGGGGUGUUGGAAAGGGGCUGCUUGGACUAUGAUAAAAGUUUGAUCUUAUUUUAGGUAUUUAUUUUUUGGCUUUGUUUUAUUCCCCCCCUUUUUUUAAAGCUUUCCUGUCAUUUGGAUUUCUUUUAAUAUUGCUAUCAGGGUAUGCUGUCAUUCGGGCUCUCUUGGAGAAUGCCUUGGACUGUAAGUGGAAGCUUCAAGCACCUUAUAACCGGACUUGUCCUGCAUGAGGCAGAAACGGGGGAGUCGUAUUCCCACGACAUAUCCAACAUUCUAACCAAUCCUUUAAAGUCAAGUAUUAUUGUGCGUGGUGGGUUUCCCACAGCGAAACUCUCUCAGCAGUAUUAGCCAUUUCAAACACACCAACCUGAUAGACAAGAAGCCAGCGUGAACCUGAGCUCUCAGAUUUUUGAGGAUUCAGCUGAGUCCCUCCAUUUUUCUCCACUGUCUCCCUCAUGCUGGACCGCUCCGUGUCUGUUUUCUUGUUUUUGUUUAUUUUCUCCGUAAGCGUGUAUGGUUGUCGGUGUAAUAGGCAGCACCCUAGGCCCCCUGACUCCCAGCUCGUCUACUCCUCUGUCUACACCCUCAGCGCAGCACCACUUUAUGAAAACACCCCCAGAGCUCUAGGUGAAAUGCAUGUGUUAAUUACAGUUUCUUUUCCAUAAGAAGAAAAACACAGUUUGAGAAGAGCAGCACCUGAUUGAAUAAAAAGGAUGUUCUUGACUGUA
This is a messenger RNA of Betta splendens (Siamese fighting fish), 7296 nucleotides long. RefSeq names its product nuclear factor 1 X-type-like. Gene Ontology annotation, molecular function: RNA polymerase II cis-regulatory region sequence-specific DNA binding; DNA-binding transcription factor activity, RNA polymerase II-specific. Gene Ontology annotation, biological process: regulation of transcription by RNA polymerase II. The record is from RefSeq and is a predicted model, not a curated record. The coding region runs from base 1001 to 2671 and encodes 556 amino acids. Lineage: Eukaryota; Metazoa; Chordata; Actinopteri; Anabantiformes; Osphronemidae. The transcript is spliced from 14 exons. Gene Ontology annotation, cellular component: nucleus.